UCGGUGCUUCGAGAAAGACAGCACAAAAAAUCAGUGUGUGCGCACCAGUAUCCAGCACUGGCACCAGCACACACCAAGGGAGGAAAACAACCGACAGAUAAUCUGUUGGUUGUCUGUGCAUAUUCCCUUAUUUCCCUCGGUAAGAUUUACAGAACCUGUCCCCCGGUUCUCCAGCAUCAGGGCUUCACUCGUUCUUCCACAAAGAGGCUGACACCGUGGAGAGAUGGCAGAAGAGGAGUUACAAACAUUUACCUCUAUCAUGGACGCGUUGGUUCGCAUUAGUUCCAACAUGAAGAGUAUGGAAAAGGAGCUGCAUUGUCGGGUAUGUGAUGAAAUGGUGAAGCAGCCCAUCCUCCUGCCCUGCCAGCACAGCGUGUGUCUGCUAUGUGCAGCUGAGGUGUUGGUACAUAAAGGUUACCCUCCUCCGGAUCUCCCUCCGGAGCCAAACUCACCGGCCUCCACUCCGAACACCCGCUCUCCACGACAGGCCUGCAGAUCUGCACCUAGGACCCCUGACCGCCUGGAACGUGUCCUCAGAACAGUGUGCGGCACAUACCCAGGGCGGAGGCGGAAGGACGCCGCCCCUCCCCCCAUGCUGUUCCCAUGUCCAUCCUGUCAAGAGGACGUGGAGCUUGGAGAAAAAGGCCUGACAGACUGCCUCCGCAACCUCACUCUGGAGCGCAUCGUGGAGCGGUACAGGCAGACUAUCAGUCUGGGCAGUGUGGCCAUCAUGUGUGGUUUCUGUAAGCCUCCUCAUUCUCUGGAGGCCUCCAAGGGCUGCGCCGACUGCAAGUCCAACUUCUGCAACGAAUGUUUCAAACUCUACCACCCGUGGGGAACCCCUCGAGCUCAGCACGAACACAUUCUACCCACCAACAACUUUCGUCCAAAGGUCUUAACGUGCGCAGAGCAUGAGCAGGAGAAGAUGCAGUGGUAUUGCCGUAACUGCCAGAGGUUGCUGUGCCCGCUUUGUAAGCUUCGUCGUGUCCACCAUGGACACAAAGUGUUGCCCAUAGCACAGGCUUACCAGGCCCUCAAGGAAAAAGUCACCAAGGAAAUGAACUUCAUACUGGCCAACCAGGAGACUAUACAGAGUCAGAUCACUCAACUGGAAGCUGCAAUCAAACAGAUGGAGGCAAACAGCACAGUGGCUCUGCAUCAGCUCACCCACUGUAUCAGAGAGCUGGGAGCAGCAGUAGCCGAGCGUCAGGGGACCCUGGCUCUGGCCCUGGAGGGAUCCCGCAGCAGGAGGGAGGACGCCCUGUCUGCGCAGGUCUCAGAGAGGCGAGGCCUGCUGGAGCAUGCGGGCCUGAUGGCUUACACACAGGAACUGCUGAAGGAGACUGAUGCACCCUGUUUUGUACUGGCUGCUAGAGUCACUCACAACAGGCUUGUGAAGGCCAUAGAACACCUCCAGUGUUUGUCUCCCUCUGCUGAUCCCUGCUUCAGACAUUUUCACCUCGAUGCAUCCAAGGAGGUGAAGCUCAUCCAAGGCUUGGAGUUCAUACGUGCCCCGAUGGCCCCAGUCAUCGACACACAGAAGACGCUUGCCUAUGAUCAGCUUUUUCUGUGCUGGCGCCUCCCCCAGGACUCGGCCCCAGCUUGGCACUUCUCCGUUGAGUACCAGCGGCGAGCGGGAGGAGCCGCACCGACCUGGGGCGGCAUCAGAUCCCCUAAUGCCGCAACAUCGUGGCUACGUCUGGAUGAGGUGAGAGGGACGAGUGCUGUGGUUGACCGGCUGCAGAUGGACAGCGUGUAUGUGCUCAGGGUGAGAGGCUGCAACAAGGCCGGGUUUGGAGAGUACAGUGAGGAUGUUUACCUCCAGACUCCACCAGCACCUGUGUUGAGUUUCUCUUUGGAUUCACGCUGGGGGCUGCAUGCUGACAGGUUGGCACUGGGAAGAGGCCAAACCUACGCCCGCAGUGUGCCAGGCCUCUCCCUCCUUCAGGCAGCCGACCGCACACUAACUUCCUGCCACUUGACCUCAGACCUUCUGGUCGCUGACGUGGCUGUCACUCAAGGGAGACACUACUGGGCUUGUUCUGUGGAGCCUGGGUCCUACCUGGUCAAGGUGGGAGUAGGGCAGGAGGUUAAGCUACAAGAGUGGUUUCAUCUCCCCCAGGACAUGACAAGCCCUCGCUGUGACCCGGACAGCGGCCAUGAUAGUGGGGCAGAGGAUGGCCAGGACUCUCCUCCCUUUUGCUUUCUCACAAUAGGCAUGGGCAAGAUCCUGCUUCCUCAGGGACUAAGUCACAGCCAGAGCCAGUCGGAGGGAGGACUGCACUCCCACGGUAGCAGCCACAGUAACCUCCCUCACCAUUAUACCGCUCCUCUUCCACCUCGACUUGGAGUCUGUCUGGACUGUGACAAAGGACGUGUCACCUUCUAUGAUGCCCACUCGUUGAGGAUCCUGUGGGAGGGACAUUUGGAUUGUUCGGCUCCCGUGUGUCCGGCCUUCUGCUUCAUUGGCGGGGGGGCCCUGCAGCUUCAGGACCUUGUGGCCAAUCAGACCAACGAGGAGCUGCCGCCUCGGAGGGUUACUAUCCAAACACGUGCAACGAAUCGCAGCAAAUAAACUGCGGUGAGACGGCAGUUUAAAGGAAAAGGUUCAUGUUUUCAUGUCUGAGUCAAAGGUGGUUUAAAUUCACUGAGUUCACCUGAGUUGAUAAUAAUUGCCUUGACACUGUCAAACUUCUACUUGAUAAAUCUAUCAAAGCUAAAUAUUGUUAAGGUUUAUCCUUUGAUUGUGAUUCUUAAAACCUUUUGCACUUAGCCUGAUUAUCUCAAAUCACUCUCUUUGGCUUUUUUUUUUUAUGUUCAACAUGUACUCCUACUUUCUUUUUCCUGGACUUUGAAAUGCUCCAACGGACAUAGUGGCUGAAGGGACUUUAGACUAUGCAGAAUUCUGUUGAGGGGUGGAGUCGAGCACCUCUAUAACAGAGUAAAACAUUAAUUAGCAAUAUUUUAAAAAAUCUGCCCUCCAUUUACUCUUCAUUUGUCCUACAAUGACAGAACAAUAAGCGUUGCAUGCAAUGAAACUAGGAUUCAUAAGUGACAUACUCUUUAUGCAGAUAAACGUCUGUAGCUCUGUAAAAGCGCCUCAAAUGUACUGUAUAUCCAAUUUUAUAUCUUCACUUUUUUUAUAGAGCCUAAAAAGAGUUUACAAUAGUUUGAGUUAAAGAAUGUGAAUAUACAUACAUGAGCUGUUGAAUCGUAAAGUACUGUCAUGUCAGGAUCACGUGUCUCUAUGUCUGAACACUUCAGUUGGUAAUUAACAGAAUUGCUGUUUUGCAUUUCAAGAAAAAGGAUUCGUGGCAAACAUCACAGUUGAAUCUUUCUUUCUUGUCAAAGUGAAAAAAAAAAAAAGGUUUUGAGGAUUGAUUUCUGAUAUUGAUGUUUGACUCAAAAAACAUGUGAAUACAUUACAAUGUUUUACAUUUUGCUGAGGGUUGAUGGCCUACCUGUCUGGUAAUGAACUGUGUUGUAAACAGAAUAAGAUGUGACGUAUAAGAAAGUACUAACUGAAGCAAGUUACAGCAAAAAAAGGUCUAUCUCUAUUUAUGAGCUUUGGUUGACUUUUAAUUUGUUUUUUUUAUAGCUUUUGGUUUUACUACUGAACUCACAGAUGCUCAUUUACUCAUAAGCUGAUUUAAAGUCAUUUAGGGGAAUGUAACAGCGCAGUCCUGAAUCAUUUCAAUGCAAGAGAAUGUCAACAUCUUAUCAAAUGGACUGGCUCUGUAUGCAUUUUGAAAUAUACUAUGAAUCUACAGUAUGGUGCGUUUGUUUGUGAAUGUGAGCUCUGGCUGGGACUUUUAUGCUUUCUAUUGCUUUUUUGUGUGAGUGACCUGUUUUGAAUGGCACAUCUAACCUCUGCUUGUGUUAGAGCACAGCACAUGAAUGAGUUUAGACUGUAGCAUCCCCGUACUCAGAAUCUUUUCAUUUAGGUUUAGCCAUGCUGGCAGAAUGUUUCUUUUGAUGUCAUGAUGAAAAACAAUAAAUAAACAACUGCUAACUGUA
Labrus bergylta (ballan wrasse) is the source of this 4017-nucleotide messenger RNA. RefSeq names its product tripartite motif containing 46a (gene trim46a). The record is from RefSeq and is a predicted model, not a curated record. Gene Ontology annotation, molecular function: zinc ion binding; protein binding. Gene Ontology annotation, cellular component: main axon. Gene Ontology annotation, biological process: axonogenesis; anterograde synaptic vesicle transport; neuron migration. NCBI's taxonomy places the organism in Eukaryota, Metazoa, Chordata, Actinopteri, Labriformes, Labridae.